UCAACUUCAAAAGAUAUCAUCGCUGACAGAAACUUAUAGACACAAACGACGCAAAGUGUAACAGUCAGUAUUGUCCUUCAUUCCUGCCCUAUAACCACUAUAUAUUUGCUGAUCUCAUUUUCCCAGUGGAAGAGCACAGAAGACGUUUCACAACAAACUCCAUCAAUCAAAAUAAAAAAUGCCUCGAAAGAUUGUAGCCCUCCUGUGGCUUACUUUAGCAAGGGAAUUUGUUUUUCUCCGGGGUCAAAAUAUUAGCAGUCUUCUGCCCUCCAGCUCAAUUCCUUCGUCAACAACAGAACCACCAGUUUAUGAAUGCCCGGCUCGCGAGGAAAUAAAGCCCUGUGUUUGUCACCUCAUUGGGGAAAAUCAGAUGGAGAUGGACUGUUCCAAAGUUCUGGAUGGAGAUGAACUCAGGAGAGUUUUCAGCCAAGAGUUUCUGUUUUCCGAUUUCUAUAGACUAGUCAUGACUGGAAGUAACUUGACUGUCUUGAGAGAAGGCGACCUAGGAGUAUCGUCCUUCACAGAAAUAUACAUAAUGAAUGGUAACCUUGUUGAAAUAGAAGACCUGGCUCUGGCAGGCAGUGCAGACACUCUGGAAUACUUGGAUAUGUACAACAACCACCUUCAAGGAAUUCCAGACAUUUCGGCUUUUAGCCGUUUGUCUGGUGUUAAUCUCUGUAAGAACUCCUUUACAUCAUUUCCCACAAUGAAUUCCGUGACAAUGAGGAUUCUUGAUUUCAUAGGAAAUCCGUUAAUAUCUCUUCCAUCUGACGCAUUCCAAGGUCUUCCAGAAAUAGAAUAUGUUUUUCUUGAUCAGUGUAGUCUGACGGGGAUAGUUUCAGGAACUUUUGCAAAUAAUGAAAAGCUUUCCUAUUUGAGUCUGGAUGGGAACAGUCUGAAUUCCCUUCCGCUUGACGCCAUUCAGCUAAGCGGACUAACAAGCUACUUAUUCCUCCGGAACAAUCAACUCGGCCAGUUAGCUAACGGUUCGAUUUCCGGCGUCACAGGCAGUGCUUAUAUGCAAGGAAACUCUCUAACAGAGUUAUACGAGGACGUCUUUCGACCAAUGCUCGACGACAACGCGACUGUUUACUUAGAAAACAAUCCCUUCGGCUGCGGGUGUGACAUCGCUUGGCUGAUUCUCAACCAAACGUUGCUGGAACGCUUAGCCGAUUCCCCAAGCUGUUCGGACGGAACUGCUUUUGUUGAUCUGGAUCCUGCUUAUUAUGAAGCCAUGUGCUGAUGGAAUAAUUUGCGAUAAACAAUCUCUCUCUCUCUCUCUCUCUCUCUCUCUCUCUCUCUCUCUCUCUCUCUCUCUCUCUCUCUCUCUCACAGAAUUUGAUGUUUCUUGAAACAAUUACACAUAUGUAUCUGUGACAACAUCCUCGAACUAUGAAAAAAAGAUAUGUUAACGAAUAAAAAUCGCUUGAGAAAAAUAUAUAUUUGCAGUUAUGUAAA
Macrobrachium nipponense is the source of this 1458-nucleotide messenger RNA. Its product is annotated as oplophorus-luciferin 2-monooxygenase non-catalytic subunit-like. NCBI's taxonomy places the organism in Eukaryota, Metazoa, Arthropoda, Malacostraca, Decapoda, Palaemonidae. The transcript is spliced from 5 exons. The record is from RefSeq and is a predicted model, not a curated record. Gene Ontology annotation, molecular function: protein binding. Gene Ontology annotation, cellular component: membrane. The coding region runs from base 179 to 1243 and encodes 354 amino acids.